AUAAAAAGGGCCCAAAAAAAUUUAAAAAAUCUAACCCUUCAAUUUCUUAUAAACCGGUUCAUUUCUUAAUACCACCUCUUUUCUCUCUUUCCCUUCCUCUUUAUUUUUUUUUCUUCCGUUUCAACCAACUAAAAAAGAGCCUUUUAUAUCAUGAAAUUCUCCCAUUCACUGCAAUUUAACGCAGUUCCUGAUUGGAUCGAUCAUUAUGUUGCUUAUGAUCACUUGAAGAAACUCAUCUUUCAAAUUGAGAAAGAAAAGGUGGAUGCUUUCAACAACUCAAGCGAUCCCGAGAAGAUGACAUCUCACGUCUCACAAGGUGAAGAUAAAUUCUUAUCUCAAUUAGAUAUGCAACUCGAAAAGGUGUUUGAUUUCUAUUCUCAAAAAGAAACUGAGCUUUACAGUCGACUUGAUGCUCUUGAUACUACUUUAUCGGAAUGUAUGCCCACUCAAAAUCUCUAUCAUGACAUGCAGGUGCACUAUCCCAACAUGAACACGCCAUUGUCUAAUUUGGAUUCCACUGUCAAUUUGCCUUCCACCAAUUCCAUCAAGGAAGUCAUUGUCACUAAAGAACAUCCUAAAGAAAAUCGUCGUAAAAUGUCAUUUGAAUCCCGUAUGUCAACACAAUCAAAUACUGAUCACCAAAACUUUGUUGAUCAACUCGUUGACCUCAGAUCUCAACUCAUCUCUCUCUAUGUCUCCUUGUCUGAACUUGAUUCAUAUGUUGAAUUGAAUCGCAUGGCUUUCGAAAAGAUCUUAAAGAAGCAUGACAAAGUCCUGGAUGGUGACUUGAGAUCUCAAUACUUGAAGAAAAUGGUGCUUGAUUCUAGACCUUUCAUGCCUCAAACUGCUGAAGCUCUUCGUGCUCAAAUUGAAAGAGUCGAACAUAUCUAUGCUGAUGCUUUCUGUAACAGCCAUGUCUCCUUAGCUGUCCGUCAAAUGAAGACCCACUUACGUGAUCAAAUUACCUAUGAUCGUAAUACUGUCUGGAAGGAUAUGGUCAGUCAAGAACGCAAGACUUUGGAUGCUCAUGUGAAGGAAAGCAAACCUCCCAAGAUGCGCAAGUUACCUUUCACCCAAUUGGAGAUUCGCGCUGAACUCAUGAAUACCCUCAUUGCUUUCUUCUCUUCUGUCAUCAUCUUUAUCAUCUUAUUAAAUGUUGAUAUCUUUGGUGAUCGUCAAGAAAAUUAUUGUUUCGCCUUGCUUAUUUUUGCUGCCGUAAUGUGGGCUACUGAAGCCAUCCCUCUUUAUGCAACUUCUCUCAUGAUCCCUUUCUUGGUUGUUCCUCUUGGUAUUUUACGUAAUGCCGAUGGUACACAAAUGGCUGCCAAAGCAGCUUCCAAAGCAGUUUUCCAAUCCAUGUUCAGUGGUACCAUUAUGAUGUUACUCGGUGGUUUCUCGCUUGCUGCUGCUUUGUCAAAGUACGGUAUUGCCAAGGCAUUUGCUUCUCAUGUAUUAUCUCGUGCCGGUACCCGUCCUCGUUGGGUUUUGUUAGCAAUUAUGUCCGUUGCUACCUUUUUAUGCAUGUGGAUCUCAAAUGUAGCUACUCCUGUUCUCUGUUUCUCAUUGAUCAAUCCUAUUUUACGUACGCUUCCUGAUGGCUCUGUUGUUGCUCCUUGUCUUUUACUUGGUAUUGCUUUGGCUAGUUGUAUUGGUGGUAUGACUUCUCCCAUCUCAUCUCCUCAAAACAUUGUCACCCUUCAAUACAUGAGCCCUAACCCUGGUUGGGGUAUCUGGUUUGGUGUCGCUCUUCCUAUUUCUAUCAUCAGUGUUAUCUGUUGUUGGGGUGCCCUCUUGCUUGUUUACAAGCCUGAUCGUGCUGUACCUCACUUGAACAAGAUUAAGCCUACCCGUGACAAGAUUACUUGGAGCCAAGUCUUUGUGAUGGCAGUGACUAUCUUGACCAUUGCUCUUUGGUGUGCCGAAUCUAGUAUUGAAGAACACAUUGGUGAUACUGGUAUCAUUGCUGCUAUCCCUCUUUUCGUUUUCUUUGGUACUGGUAUUCUCGGUAAAGAUGAUUUAAACGCUUUCCUUUGGUCUGUUGUCGUUUUGGCUCAAGGUGGUAUGGCUCUUGGUAACGCUGUCACCUCAUCUGGUUUAUUGCAAGAUAUUGCGCUCCAAAUCAAGGAUGGUGUUCAAGAUUUAGAACCUAUUGCGAUUCUUGCCAUUUUCUGUUUCCUUAUCUUGGUUUUCUCCACCUUUGUCUCUCAUACUGUUGCCGCUCUUAUUAUUGUACCCAUUGUUCAACAAGUUGGUCAGAACUUGCCUAUUCCUCAUCCUAACCUUUUAGUCAUGGGUGCUGGUUUAGCUUGUUCUGCUGGUAUGGGUCUUCCCGUUUCUGGUUACCCCAACAUGUCUGCUGUGAUGAUGGAAGAUCCAACUGGUAAACCUUAUUUGAAAACCAAGGAUUUCCUUAUUGUGGGUGUUCCCAUCAGUGUCAUUGUAACUUUACUCAUCUUUACCCUUGGUUAUGGUAUUAUGGUUGGUGUUGGUUAUUAAAUCAACAACGUCCUCCCUUUUUUUUCUUAUAUAAUAUCUACUGUACUAUAUUUUCACACAUCAUAUAAUUAAUAAUCUUUUACCCCCCCCCCCCCACAUUUUACACACACACAUCUGUAUAUAAAUAAAUUCUUUGUGUAAAACA
This is a messenger RNA of Mucor mucedo, 2641 nucleotides long. RefSeq names its product SPX domain-containing protein. Gene Ontology annotation, molecular function: phosphate transmembrane transporter activity. Gene Ontology annotation, biological process: monoatomic anion transmembrane transport; polyphosphate metabolic process; phosphate ion transport. The transcript is spliced from 2 exons. Lineage: Eukaryota; Fungi; Mucoromycota; Mucoromycetes; Mucorales; Mucoraceae. Bases 151 to 2496 code for a protein of 781 amino acids. Gene Ontology annotation, cellular component: membrane. The record is from RefSeq and is a predicted model, not a curated record.